AAACCACUGCCUGAGAUGCUUAAAGAUUCUAAAAGCACGAUUCUUUCCCUUGCAGCUCCCAGCCCCACUACAGCUGUUCCUUACAUGUCGGUGAAGUGCAUUGAUGUAAGAAAAAACCACCACAAGACCAAGUGGCUGAUGCCCUGGGGAUCCAACCCCUGCGAGAAGCUCAAGGACUUCGAUGAGGCGGUCAGCAGGCAGAUCGAGGCCAAUGACAUUGUCUUUGCUGUGCAUAUCCCUCUCCCCAACAAGGAGAUGAGCCCCUGGUUCCAGUUCAUGCUCUUCAUCAUGCAGCUGGACAUCGCCUUCAAGAUGGACAAUGACCUGAAAGAAAAUGCAGAAAUUACCCUGGAUGUGUCCUUAGCGUAUCGUGAUGACAUGUUUAAUGAUUGGGAAGAAAUAGCGCAUGCAAUAGAGAUCAGGAAGCUGAAAUGCACCUUUGGCUCCCCAAAAACCCUGGAGUCUGAGGGCCGUCACUACGACUGCGACUUCCUUCCCUUCAUGGAGAUCGGCAGCGUGGCUCACAAGUACUACCUCAUCAACAUCCGCCUGCCCGUCAACGAGAGGAAGGGCAUUAAUGUGGGCAUCGGGGAAAUCAAGGACAUCCGCCUGGUGGGUAUCCACCAGAACGGAGGCUUUACAAAAGUAUGGUUUGCCAUGAAGACCUUCCUCACCCCCAGCAUUUUGAUCAUCAUGGUCUGGUACUGGAGGCGGAUCACGCUGAUGACGCGCGCUCCUGUUCUGCUGGAGAAGGUCAUCUUUGCUCUGGGAAUUUCCAUGACAUUCAUUAACAUCCCAGUGGAAUGGUUUUCCAUCGGAUUUGACUGGACUUGGAUGUUGCUCUUUGGAGACAUUCGACAAGGCAUUUUCUAUGCCAUGCUGCUGUCGUUUUGGAUCAUCUUCUGUGGAGAGCACAUGAUGGACCAGAAUGAGCGGAACCGCCUCUCAGGGUACUGGAAGCAGGUUGGACCCAUAGCUGUUGGCUCCUUCUGCCUCUUCAUCUUCGACAUGUGUGAGAGGGGAGUGCAGCUGAAAAAUCCCUUCUACAGCAUCUGGACCACCGAGGUUGGCACAGAGCUGGCUAUGGCCUUUAUUAUAGUCGCAGGAAUCUGCUUGUGCCUCUAUUUUCUCUUCUUGUGUUUUAUGGUCUUCCAAGUGUUCAGGAACAUCAGUGGAAAGCAGUCCAGCCUGCCAGCAAUGAGCAAGGCCCGCCGCCUGCAUUACGAGGUAGUCACUCCCUGCUGCAUGGAGCCUUUGUUUUUAAAAUGUCUUUUCACCUGAGGACUCUACUGAAAC
Molecule: messenger RNA, 1296 nt
Organism: Meleagris gallopavo (turkey)
Lineage: Eukaryota; Metazoa; Chordata; Aves; Galliformes; Phasianidae
Source: RefSeq, a predicted model, not a curated record